Molecule: messenger RNA, 957 nt
Organism: Colletotrichum graminicola M1.001
Lineage: Eukaryota; Fungi; Ascomycota; Sordariomycetes; Glomerellales; Glomerellaceae
Product: zeta toxin
Exons: 1
Coding region: 1-957 (318 amino acids)
Molecular function (GO): ATP binding; kinase activity
Source: RefSeq, a predicted model, not a curated record
AUGCCUCCCCCGCCAGAUCUAUCUCAUUACAUCCUCUCGGACUCCGAGUCCAGAGAGAUCUUCGCCACAAAGAUCCUCCCCAUCGAUAUCACACAAUCCCUCACCCCGCACCCAACCCGGUCCCGGCCUCUCGCCGUACUCAUUGUCGGCCAGACAGGCGCCGGCAAAACCCGGACCGCGCCCACCGUCCUCGAUGCCAUGACCCGCAUCCAUCCACCGGUGCACCUCAUCGCCGACGUCUACAAGGCCUAUCAUCCGUCCUACCUCUCUCUUCUCGACUCCGCCACCCCCGCUUACGCGUCGCCCGCCACGGGCCCUGAUGCGCGCAAGUGGCUCGCCAUGGCCGCCGCCGAGGCCGUCGCCCGCAAGCUCGACGUCCUCCUCGAGAGCGCGUGCCGCCACCCGGAUGACUUCUGCGAGCUAGCGCGUCUGUUUGGUGAGGCCGGGUACCGCGUCGAGGUCGUUGUGAUGGCCGUUCCUGCGGCUCUGAGCAGGCUGGGCAUCCUCCACCGCUUUUACGAGAGGUUGCCGGAGGCGGGGAGUGGGCGUUUGCCUAUCCGGCUCACGCCUGUCAAGGUCCAUGAUGAUUCUUACGAGGGGCUAAUGAGUGUGGCAGAGUGGAUCGACGGAGUGGACUACGUCGACCGGGUCCUCAUCGUAAGGAGAGGUAACAUGGUUGCAUUCUCAGAUGAGAAGGCCGAGGAUGGCAAGUUGCAAGGCAAGGUUGCUGAAGGAGUGAGGAGGGAGCGAGAUCGGCCUCUGACUGAAGAGGAAAGAGGCGUCGCCGUGAGAGACCUAGAGAAAUUAGCGGCACGCGACACAAGCCUGGCUGCGCAGAUCAUGGAGUUGCUCGAACCUCUCUUGAGAGACGAUGACCAUACGUAUCCAGGCCUCCGACCGCUAGUUUUCCCGCCCGAUGGUCCGAAAGAAGCUUUGCUUACGCUGGGCAAAAUAUGA